ACAUUUUGGUUGGUUUCUAAAGCUUUUGCUUCACAGCAUCCUGUUCCUCUUCCCCGGGAUCCCACCUACUUUCCCCUGAUUGGUAGAAGUAACACGCUCCGUCUCCAAUUGAUUGGUUAGGAUCCCCUUGAAGGCAGACUAGGGAAGGUGAGAUGGGCGGGAUUACACUUCACGCAGGCGCUAGUAGUUUGACUGGAGCACUAGUGGGGGGGGGGGGGAGCGCUCCGCCCAGCUAACGAUAUUGUGCGCAGGCGUGAAGACGGUCGCCAGCCUAAAGGGGGGAGAGAGUUAGCGCGCGAGCAAGGGUGAGAGGGCGCGAGCCGGACCCCAGCGAGGCGCCAGCCCUGUGUGGCCCCCUCCUCCCCCUCCCCUCCCUCCCUCCCCCUCCCUCUCACUCCUGCUCGGGCGCCCGCCAUCUGGCUAGGCCGCGCCCUUCACCCUCUGCCCCCUCCCUCCCUCCCUCCCUCCCUCUCUCUUUCCCUCCCGGUGGGUGGGGUGGCUCCUCCCCCAGGCCCAGCCUCCGGGGAGGGGGAUGUGAGGAGCACCUCGGAGCGGGGCCGUCACCAUGGAGACAGGCCCGGCGCCCUUGGUGGCCCCCCCACGCCGCCAUGGCGCCUCAGUGGCCCCCUCCCCACCACCUCGGGGCUCCCGGGCUGGGCCUGUGCUGGUGGUGGCACCGGGGCCCCCAGUGACCACAGCCACCUCCUCUCCAGUCACUCUGGUGGCCCCCGGGGAGGCCCGCCCGGCCUGGGUGUCUGGCAGCUCCAGGCCCCCGCCUGGCAUCCCCGGGAGCCGGCCGCCGCCUCCUGUAGCCCCUGCAGGGUCACCGGGGCCGGCUGGUGGCACAGGGACCGGUGGCAGCACGGUGGUGGUGCUGACUUUGGAAGCUGUGGCUGCAGCUUCGGCCUUGGGGCCGGAUCCUGACCCCAAACCCACCAGGGAGAUGAGGACAGACAGCCCCAGCACCACUGGAAUCCCAAGGACAGAGCCUGGGCCGGGGUUAGCCUCUGAACCUCAUGGCAGGCCUGUGGCCCCAGGAAUGGUGAUAGCAGGAGGAACAGCAUUGCCCAUCAGUGCUGUAACCCCCGAGAUGGGGACGGAGGCAGCAACAGCAACCUCAGCACACUCGCAGACAGCCCUUGGAGGUGACUCCCUGGUCCCCAGCUCAAUGAGAGUGACUACAUCGGAACUGAUGGCAGCAUCGAGACUGGACCAGGACACUGGAUUAGCUGACUCGGCCCUCUUAGGAGCAUCUGUGUCCAUGACAGCAAAGGAUACAACUCCUGUGCCUGUUGUAGCAACUUCUGGUGCAAUGACAGCCAAACCGCCUGUUGCACCCAAACCAGGAAUGGUGGUAGCUUCAGGAACAACUGGACCAGCUACUAUUGUAACAGCAGGAGUGAUAACAGAUGGGCUAGCUGCUACAGGGACAGUGGCAACAGGUGAAACAGUUGCAGCAGUGGCAAUGGCAGGCCCAGAUGUCGAGGUGCCACUGGGGACAGGAACAGAGUCUCUUGCAGUCUGUGAGACUCCAGUCGCCAUGGUAACUGUGACCCCAGCCCCUGAGCCAGCUGAAGGUUCCCAGGACCUGGGAUCCAUGUCUAGCUUAGGUCCUGGAAUUCAAGGACCUCGGGGACAGGCCCCAGACAGCCUGAGCUACCUGGACUCUGUGAGCCUCAUGUCAGGGACCUUGGAGUCCUUGGCAGAUGAUGUGAGCUCCAUGGGCUCAGACUCGGAAAUCAACGGGCUUGCCCUUCGCAAGACAGACAAAUAUGGAUUCUUGGGGGGCAGCCAGUACUCUGGAAGCCUGGAAAGUUCUGUCCCUGUUGAUGUGGCCCGUCAGCGGGAGCUAAAAUGGCUGGACAUGUUCAGUAACUGGGAUAAGUGGUUAUCUCGUCGAUUUCAGAAGGUGAAGCUUCGAUGCCGGAAGGGCAUCCCCUCAUCUCUUAGAGCCAAAGCCUGGCAGUUCCUGUCCAACAGCAAGGAACUCCUAGAUCAGAACCCUGGUAAAUUUGAGGAGCUGGAGCGGGCCCCUGGAGACCCUAAAUGGCUGGAUGUCAUUGAGAAGGACUUGCAUCGACAAUUCCCCUUUCAUGAAAUGUUUGCUGCCCGAGGGGGUCAUGGGCAGCAAGACCUCUAUCGAAUCUUGAAGGCCUACACCAUCUAUCGGCCUGAUGAGGGUUACUGCCAAGCCCAGGCCCCUGUGGCAGCUGUGCUGCUUAUGCAUAUGCCUGCUGAGCAAGCCUUUUGGUGCUUGGUACAGAUUUGUGACAAAUACCUUCCUGGCUACUACAGUGCUGGGCUGGAGGCCAUCCAGCUGGAUGGGGAGAUCUUCUUUGCGCUUCUUCGGAGAGCUUCCCCUCUAGCUCACCGACACCUUCGGCGCCAGCGCAUUGAUCCUGUACUUUACAUGACUGAGUGGUUCAUGUGUAUCUUUGCUCGUACUCUGCCUUGGGCCUCAGUUCUCCGGGUCUGGGACAUGUUCUUCUGUGAAGGAGUCAAGAUCAUCUUCAGGGUGGCUCUGGUGCUUCUUCGGCAUACGCUGGGCUCUGUAGAGAAGCUUCGAUCCUGCCAGGGAAUGUAUGAGACCAUGGAGCAACUGAGGAACUUACCUCAGCAGUGCAUGCAGGAAGAAUUCCUCGUGCAUGAGGUAACAAACCUCCCUGUGACAGAAGCCCUGAUAGAGCGUGAAAAUGCAGCUCAGCUAAAGAAGUGGAGAGAGACCCGGGGGGAGCUGCAGUACCGACCAUCCAGGAGACUCCAUGGCUCGAGGGCAAUCCACGAGGAGCGAAGACGACAACAGCCCCCCCUUGGCCCAUCAUCUAGCCUCCUCAGCCUUCCAGGCCUCAAAAGUCGUGCCUCUAGGGGUGGGGCUUCUUCCUCCCCACCACCUCCUGUUCGAAGAGCCAGUGCUGGCCCUGCCCCAGGCCCUGUGGUCACAGCUGAAGGGCUUCAUCCCUCUCUGCCCUCACCAACUGGAAACAGCACACCUCUGGGACCGAUAAAGGAGAGCAAGCGACAAGAGAAGGAGAGGCAGAAGCAGGAGAAGGAGCUUCAGAAGCAGGAGAAGGAGAGACAGAAACAGGAGAAGGAGAGACAGAAACAGGAAAAGGAAAGGGAAAAAGAGCGGCAGAAACAAGAGAAGAAGGCUCAAGGACGAAAGAUGUCCCUUCGACGGAAGGCUGAUGGUUCUCCACCCCCACAAGAUGGAGGAGAUGGGAACUCAGCAGCCGGGGCACGACAGGACGCUUACUUCUAACCUUCUCUCCCUUCCAUGCUGGGGCUGGUAGGGGUACUGGCUUCCCUUCACCGAGAUGAACUUCAUUACCUGCCCUCUUCACUCCCUUGACCUUUCAGACCCAGGGAGCCAGCCAUAAGUCUCCUUUCAUUCUACUUGGUCAGUGAUAUUCUCUCCUAGAGAAGGCUGUAUUUCUCUCCAUCUUGCUAUAAGCGGCCACAUCUCAACAGGAGCAGAAGGAGCUAGUGCUGUUUUCCCAGAUCUCUCGGCGGGCCUUGUUCCAUGAACUGGAGCUGGCCCGAUAUUUUCCUCAGCUGUUGCUGGAACCUUUCCCCAAGCCAGCCCUUUCUAGUGGGCUUGAAACCCCAAAUAUUAGCAGCAUUUCAUGAGACAAUGUGGAGUGAGCCCCAAGUCCCUCUCCCCCUUUCCCUAUUCUACUCAACCAGUGUUCUUCUUUUCCUGACUCCACAAGUUUCUCCUUUACCUAACUAAAGUUGUUCUUUCCCAGGAACAAUUGAUUUCUCCUUUCCCCCCUCUUGCUGAACUAACCUCUUCAUACCUUCCAGCUUGAGUGGAUUUUUGAAGAUGGGCCUUGGCUGUUUUUAAAUUUUCACUUUUGGUGGUUCAGCUUCCCACUUCCAUAAGGAGAAAGCUGUGUGAGCCUCUCCUCUUCCCUUAAGCCUUAACCAUCUCCCUACAUCUCCCCUCUGUGCCAGACUAGGAAGCGGAGGGGCCUCUCUAUAUUAUAUAUAUAUAUGGAUAUAUAUAUAAUAUAUAUAUCUGAUGUCUCUGCAUUGUAAUUAUGUACACAGGACCCUGGGGGGUUCAAUCUCUACUUCCUCUCUUGCUCUGUUCACUGGUUGGUUAAUUUAAGGGGAGUUGACCUGCAGCAGGAAGGAUCCCUCAGCUAGACUGCUUGCCUUUCAGUCCCAUUUCUAGCUGCUUUUCCUCAUGUACUCUUUUCCACUACAUCUACCAGUCUCACACACCCGUCUCAUCCUUCUCGGGCCCUUUCUAAUUUUUUCCAUGAUCAAGUCUUUCCCAUUCUCUCCCCCUCUUUUGUUCCUUGAACCUCUUGCUCCCCUUUGGGUUGGGCAUCCUCUCUGUUCUCUAAGGGGGUGGGGGGGCCCUCAUGUUUACAUUCUCUUUCUGCCCCCUCACUUUCCCUAUUGCAUUGUCCCCCUUCCCCCACAACUGUACAGAGCUUUGUGGAACCAGGAAAGAACAAAUCUACUGUCCUGCCCUA
Messenger RNA from Antechinus flavipes (yellow-footed antechinus), 4484 nucleotides. RefSeq names its product TBC1 domain family member 10B (gene TBC1D10B). The record is from RefSeq and is a predicted model, not a curated record. Lineage: Eukaryota; Metazoa; Chordata; Mammalia; Dasyuromorphia; Dasyuridae. The transcript is spliced from 9 exons. The coding region runs from base 566 to 3259 and encodes 897 amino acids.